Messenger RNA from Grus americana (Whooping crane), 4884 nucleotides. It is a transcript of the gene KCNE5, whose product is annotated as potassium voltage-gated channel subfamily E regulatory subunit 5. Lineage: Eukaryota; Metazoa; Chordata; Aves; Gruiformes; Gruidae. The coding region runs from base 129 to 461 and encodes 110 amino acids. Gene Ontology annotation, cellular component: membrane. Gene Ontology annotation, biological process: ventricular cardiac muscle cell action potential; negative regulation of delayed rectifier potassium channel activity; potassium ion export across plasma membrane. The transcript has a single exon. The record is from RefSeq and is a predicted model, not a curated record. Gene Ontology annotation, molecular function: voltage-gated potassium channel activity involved in ventricular cardiac muscle cell action potential repolarization; delayed rectifier potassium channel activity; potassium channel regulator activity.
GCUGCCGCUGCUUCUCCCGGCGUCCCGCUGCAGCCCGGGCUCCCCCCGGGCGGAGGGGAGGCGUGCAGGGGGCGGGCGGCGUGUUCCUGCCGGCGGGGCAGAGGGAGCCGGGGCGGCACGGGCGCGCCAUGAACUGCAGCGAGCCGCGGCGGCUGCAGGCGCUGCUCAGCGCGCUGCUGCGGGAGCUGCGCCGUGGCGGCAAUGCCAGCGCGUCCGCCCCACCGGCAGCUGGGACCGGGACCGGGACCGGGCCGGGGGGCGACGCCUCGCUGUACAUCCUGCUCAUCAUGAUCUUCUACGGCUGCCUGGCCGGGGGGCUCAUCCUGGCCUACACCCGCUCGCGGAAGCUGGAGUCCAAGCACGACCCCUACCACCUCUACAUAGAACGCGACUGGGGCCGCGGCGGCCCGGGCCAGCCGGCCGAGGAGGGCGGCCCCGCCGAGGGCCAGCGGCUGAUGUGAGCGCGGCCCGGGCUGCCCCGCCAGGCAGCAGGAUCGGCACGGGGCUCGGAAGGGUUUUGAAGGCGGCCCUGCCACGGCACCGUUUCUGCCGCCCUCCCGCCUGCAGCUCAGCUCCCUGGAGGACAACGCACGGUGACCAACGGGCAGAUGGAGGCGGGCUGCUGCCGAGACUCGUCUGGUUAAACGAGUAGCGGGAUGGCAAAGAGAUUGUUCUUGUGCAUUAGCUCGUACAGCGCUCCAGGAUUGUCUUGCGGCAAGGGCUGUUCUUUAACUCUUUGGGUUGAUUUGUAUGGCUUUUCUACUAUAAAUACCUGCAUUACGUACGUACAGAGACCUCUCAUCAAUCAUCUUUAGAUCUUAGUUUAACAUCAACUUCUUUAAAAUCAGUUUGCAUUCCGCCUUGUUACCUGACCACAAUGCUAUUACUGCUAUUAUUUCACAUCAUUAAAAGCAGCUCCAUUAUUGUUGUAUUAUGCACCCUUCUAUCACUUCAGAGCAUUGAUAGUUAUGCCAGGUACAAUGGAUUGGAAGGGUCAGGUCUCAUUCUGUUAAAGCAAGAUUGUUUUGGCUUAUGUGGAAGCAUUUAUCGAAACAAAAAGAACUUAGAAACUGCAGUUGUUCCCAUGAGAAAGGCAUCAGUACCUCAUCUCGGUACUGUGGCUUUGCCAAUGCACAAUAACUUUUAAAGCCAUCAAUUACAUCCUUCCACACACAGAGACAUGUAACUCCAAGAAUAUCUUUGUACAAGUUAACAUACAGCAUAUGAUUUCUACAAAAAACUAGGCAGGCAAAGGUUGGUUCAGAUGUUCUAGCCAUGUUAAUAGACUAUUAUUUCUUGGUUUGGGUUUUGGGUGGGGUUUUUUCAGAUAAACAUUACUGAAAAAUUCCAAGGAACAAGUACCUUCACCAGGAAUGCUGCACUACACAAUCCAAACUACUAUUUGGAUUUUAUCCAAACCACACUGCAGGAAAGCACAGCUUUGACAUGAACUUCAAAGGAGGAGAGAUUUUUAUGUUAUAGAUUUAGAUUUCCUAUAAAACGCUCAGGCAUAUUCUUUCCAACAGCAAAACCAUCUUAAGUUCUUCUUAUAUUUGGCAACUACUGCAUCAUGCUAUCUCUACUAUAUCUUUGUGGGGAAUCACUGUAAACUGGAUACCUCAAGUGAUGAGUUAAAAAAAAAUAAAUCAUUGAGAGGACUGGAGGUUAUCAAGUCAACUUUGUCACUAUAGAAAACUACUGCAAUAUCCACAGACCAAAUUACAAAGUAUCAUUAGAUAUCAAACAGUUUCUUCUGAAUACAUAGAUGUUUCAAUAAUUGAAAAGUAUGGGGCAGGGAAAAAGUUCAAGCUCCAAAAACCAUUUCAAUGGGAGUAUAUGCAAUAGUACUAUAUACCAGCAUUACAUUAGUAGAUGUAUGUGAAAUCUUUAGCUCAGCAAAGAAAAUGUAGUAGUUAGCAUCAUGUGGAAAAAAGGAUGUCAGAAAAACCAACACACACAUACGUAUUUUAAGCUGCAAAAGGUGACUGUCUAAUGAACUUUCACACUGGGAUAACUAAACCACUGUAUCGGCCCCACUAGACUUUCUGUGAGGAUUUCCUUCAGUACAAUCAGAACUAAGCUGACCACAACCAAAGUUUCCCCCUGUAAGGAAGAGGAGAUCAUUAUGCAUAUCCAAACCCUUUUAUUUAACCUCAGUGAUUAACUUCUCUUUUUCUGCCUGACCACUGCCUAUCAGCAGGACACAUUACAGACUAAUAGCUUAGAAAUUAUUUGGGAACUACAGUGCUGACUGCUAUGGCUGCGCUCAGCUAGAUUAGACAAGAAUAGGGGAAGGACUGUUUUCUGAGUAUGAGAGAUUUGCACAUAUCAAAGCUUCAAUGCACCGGACACUAAAAUGUGUGCCUAACACGUUUUAUUUAGCAUCAUCUGGUUACUAACUGCUUUCCAUUGCUUCAUCCUACAGAAGUUGUGGCAGUCCCUCUGAGUCAGUGUCCAACAAACACCACAGAUUACAUAUCUUCAUAAUCCAUCUGUUUCUCUUCCCCCCCUGAAACGCAAAGUAUGUACAACAUACUGUAGUUAGGUCCUACCUAAAAAUACAGGGCUGCCCUUGUCAAAAUUUUACCCUUCAUUACACAGUUCAGAAAUAAGGAAAGCACAAGACCUCCUGCCAAGUAACUAACAAAACAUCUAAUUCUAAUUAUCUGCUGUUCUAUCUGUACCUUUCAAUACCUGAAAGUAUCACAAGGUCUCGGCGAACUCUAGUAAUUUGUGAUUUACAUCAGUCCAUCUAUUCUUAUAGUUACAGUUCAACCAGAUGUUUAAAUAAGAUAACACCAUCAUGCAUUAACUGUAGUUUACACUGGAACAAGGCAUACACCAUAUAUACAGAUACGCUUAAAUACAAUAUGCAUCUACAAAUACUUAAAUAUACAAAUGCAAUUGGCUAUAUACAUGUGUUUAUUCACUUUACACAUUUCUAAUAUUCAUGGUGUCUCUAGUAGAUAAUUUUUCAGAAUUCCGUACAGGGACACCGCCCAGUUGUGUAGGGAUGGGGUGAGGAAGGCCAAGCUGUGGCUGGAGCUGAACUUGACAAGGGAUGCAAGGAAUAGUAAGGGCUUCUAUAGGUAUGUCAGCUAGAAAAGGAAGGUCAAAGAAAGCGUGCCCCCCUGAUGAACACGACUGGCAAACUGGUAAUGACAGACAAGGAGAAGGCUGAGGUACUCAACAACUUUUUUGCCUCAGUCUUCACCGGCAACCUCUCCUCCCACACCUCUCAAGUGGAUGGACCUCAAGGCAGGGACUGGGGGAGCAAAGUCCUCCCACUGUAAAAGAUCAGGUUCAUGACCACCUGAGGAACCUGCACAUACAGAGUCCAUGGGACCUGAUGAGAUGCAGUUCCCCACAAAAUCCUUGUCUAAAUUAGGGAGAGGUGGAUUUGAUGGAUUGACUGUUCGGUGGAUAUGGAAUUGGCUGGUCACAUCCAGAGGGUAGUGGUCAAUGGCUCAAUGUCCAUAUGGAGAGCGGUGACAAGUGGUGUCCCUCAGGGGUCUGUACUGGGACGAGUACUGUUUAAUAUCUUCAUCAAUGACACAGUGGGACUGUGUGCACCCUCAGCAAGUUUGCAGAUGACACCAAGCUGAGUGGUGCAGUUGACACGCCUGAGGGACAGGAUGCCAUUCAGAGGGACCUGGACAAGCUCAAGAAGUGGGCCCAUGUGAACCUCAUGAGGUUCAACAAGGCCAAGUGCAAGGUCCUGCACAUGGGUUGGGGCAACCUCCAGUAUCAAUACAGGCUGGAGGAUGAAGGGAUUGAGAGCAGCCCUGCAGAAAAGGACUUGGGAGUGUUGGUGGAUGAAAACCUGGACAUGAGCUGGCAAAGUGCGCUCACAGCCCAGAAAGCCAAGUGUAUCCUGGGCUGCAUCAAAAACAGUGUGACCAGCAGGUCAAGGGAGGGAAUUCUACCCCUCCACUCCACUCUGGUGAGACCCCACCUGGAGUACUGCAUCCAGCUCUGGGGUCCUCAGUACAAGACGGACAUGGAUCUGUUGGAGUGAGUCCAGAGGAGGCCACGAAGAUGAUCAGAGGGCUGCAGCACCUCUGCUAUGAAGACAGGCUGAGAGAGUUGGGGUUGUUCAGCCUGGAGAAGAGAAGGCUCCAGGGAGACCUUAUUGCGGCCUUUCAGUACUUACAGGGGGCUUGUAAGAAAGAUGGAGACAGACUUUUUAGCAGGGCCUUUUGCGAUAGGACAAGGGGUAAUGGCUUUAAACUAAAAGAGGGUAGAUUCAGAGUAGAUAUAAGGAAGAAAUUCUUUACUAUGAGGGUGGUGAAACACUGGCACAGGUUGCCCAGAGAGAUGGUAGAUGCCUCAUCCCUGGAAACAUUCAAGGUCAGGUUGGACGGGGCUCUGAGCAGUUGAAGAUGUCCCUGCCCAUGGCAGGGGGGUUGGACUAGAUGACCUUUAAAGGUCCCUUCUAACCCAAACCAUUCUAUGAUUCUAUGAACAUAGGCUUCAAAGUAUGCGUACGCACCUCCUGGCUUAGAGAAAGUGUGGAGUACAAAGGUGAAAAUACUCCCAGAUUUAGGACAGAAAGACUUAUCUAAUCUGCCUUCCUGCCUAUUUGAGGUCACAAACCUCACAAUGAUCUAUGUUAUGUUCUAAUGAGAGCGCCAAUUUAUUAUUGCCAUCGCCUGUAUUUACACCUCAUCGUAAUUACCUCAGUAUGAUCUAUGUUAUGUUCUAAAGAUAAUGCCAAUUUAUUUUUGCCUAUAUUUAUACUUAACUGUAAUUCUUGGGUACAGUAAGUCUUCCAGAAAAUAAAAAUUGUUUUUAUUCCCUAUACCUGUCUCACAACUGACCAAUCAUCAGGAAAUAAUAACCAGUGGAAGACCACUACACAACUUGUAAUUCCAUUUAGAAUCA